Messenger RNA from Amphibalanus amphitrite, 3894 nucleotides. RefSeq names its product autophagy protein 12-like. The transcript is spliced from 4 exons. The record is from RefSeq and is a predicted model, not a curated record. Gene Ontology annotation, cellular component: Atg12-Atg5-Atg16 complex; cytoplasm; phagophore assembly site membrane. Gene Ontology annotation, biological process: autophagy of mitochondrion; C-terminal protein lipidation; autophagosome assembly. Bases 338 to 910 code for a protein of 190 amino acids. Lineage: Eukaryota; Metazoa; Arthropoda; Thecostraca; Balanomorpha; Balanidae.
GGCUAUUUAGCUGCAAAUUAAAUAUCUUAAAAAGCAAUUGCUAUGACAUCAACAUUUAUGCAAGCGGAAAUGCUGCACUUGUUAUACUACAUGUCUGCAAGCUCGUGCCUAGUGGUACGCCAAGUCACUCUUCAAGUUACCCCGAAAAUACCUAUUCGUCUGGUUUUCCACCAUUCAUGGAAAAGUGAAUAACUGUAUAAAAAAAUAAUUAUUUGCAUGUGCAUUCCAAAUAAACUAGACUAGCCUGUGAAGAAAUUUGGCACAGCUCUAUUGCAUAAUGUGGAUGCUAAGUGCGGACACCCUAAACGUGUCCGAGGGCUGUUAGCAUCUGGCUGUGAUGUCCGACUCUGCUGAACCCGAGGAUGGUGGCGGUGGUGACCCUCCGGCCGCCGGACCCGAGGACGCCCCCGACCCAGCAGCGCCCGGGGCGGACACAGAGGCUGGGCCGGAUACCGAGAGCACUACCAGCCGGGCGGACACGGAGACGGGUACGGACACCGGGAGCACCGCUGCGCCGGCGGACACCGUGUCCGGAGCCGGAGCGGACACUGGAACCGGAACCGGAGCGGACACCGGAACCGGAGCAGAUACAGAGACGGACACGGAUACCAAGAGUGAUGCGCCGUCGGAAACGAAAGCUAAAGACAGAGUGAACCUGCUGCUGAAGGCGGCCGGGGACGCUCCGAUCAUGCGGCAGCGGCUGUGGAAGGUCGAUCCGGCACAGAAGGUCACCUGGGUCAUCCAGUUCAUCAAACGCUACAUCCGCAUGGAGCCCGAGGAGUCACUGUUUGUGUACGUCAGCCAGGCGUUCUCACCCGCGCCGGACCAGACCAUCGGUAACCUGCUCGAGUGUUUUGGAUCAGAGGGAAAACUGGUGAUGCACUACUGCAAGACACAGGCCUGGGGCUGAGGCGGCCCGGCCUGUGUCGUAAGACGCGGGCCUGGGGCUGUCGUAAGACGCGGGCCUGGGGCCGAUUCGGUUCGAACUGUGCCGUAAAUGCAGUUGUGGGACUGCGAGCUACUGCUGACCCAGCUGUGACGCGAAGUCACGCGGCAGAAUGGUGGGUGACACUCCCAAGUGAUGAUGGAGACAUCAGAAACUGUGAUCUGAGACAGGAGGCGGAUAGUGGAUUAUACGGUGAUCUAGCGGGUGGCCCAGAAAAAAACGUUCCGAACUUAUGAGGCCUAUAUAUCAAAUACGAGAACAAAUAACGAGCCAAAAUUUUCAUCAAGUUUGCGUCAUUUCUUUGCGCAUUGGUAUGCCAAAUUAUAACACUAUACCAUCAUUUUCAAGCUGGCAAUCUUGAGUUGAAUUAAGCAAGACGUUUUUGCUUUUUUUGCCGAUGUCAAACGAUAGUGAUGAUUGGGUUAGACGUCCCGACCCAUGUUAUCAAAAAGAAUAAAAAAUAGAGCACGUGAAUGAAACCAACACCUAUGUUUUUAUUUUAAAUAUUUUUGUCUCACUUAUGUGCCAAAUAUUCAAAUACUGAGCCAAAAUGGUGCUCAUGGAUGUCAUUCGUUUCAACACCAAAUCAUGUUUCGAGCAGGAGUGGCACGGUGCAUGGAUUACUGCUGAUUACGGAGCGAGCGAAGCGAGCGGAGUCUUACGUAGAAUAAUGGAAAUUUCUGAGUAUGAGCGGCCGGCCGUGGUCACGAUUCUGCGACGCUUAUAUCUCAGCAACCACUUGACCGAUUUACAUGCGGUAAUUUUUGUAGGGUAGCUUCAUUCCUUCUACCAAGUAUUGGACUAUUCCCGAUGCAUGUGGGUGACCCCUUAUGCACGUGCCACGUGCAAAACGAAGAGGUGUCACUUUUGUAAUUGUUGCAAUAUCUCGGUAACUACUUGGUCGAUUGCGCUGAAAGUUGGCAUGCAGGUAGGCACCCACUAGGCAAUGCAUAUCCAUGUGCCAGAGUUGGGGUGCUGCUGCACGUGCGCACGUGCAGGGGUCGAUUCCAGAUCUCGAGAAAGGCUGGACCGAUGGCGCUCAAAUUUGGUACAUGGCUAGGGACCGGUUAGUAGGGUGCCGUGCAAAAGUCAGUUGGGACCCAUUUUGCACGUGCGCACGUGCAGGGUGCCGCUUCCAGAUCUCGAGAACGGCUGGGCCGAUUGUGCUCAAAUUUGGCACAUCGCUAGAGACCGGUUAGUAGGGUGCCGUGCACAACUCAGCUGGAGGUACCCCCUCGAAAUUUCGCACGUGCAAGGCUCACCCUCUCGCUCGCUCCGUUAGUCGCCCCAAAAGGCGUUAUACUGGUUACCUUCCUUUCAGUAGAUCAAACAGUAAAUCGACCGGAUAAGGAAAACAAACUAAAGCAGACUGGUUCCUGUGCCAGAAGACCACAGAAUAGCUUAUGAAAAACAACAUUGCCAGCAGAUGACAAAAAAAAAAACUGGUUGAAAAGCUACCUUUUCCCAGGAAUGUCAGCCAGGAAAGCAUUUGAGCCACAAGAUGGUUAGAAAACUGGAAACUUCUUCCGAUGCCGCUGUCACAGAGUCAUCUUGGUUGCCUGAGGGAAUGUGUCAUCCUGAGACCCGAACCAUCAAUGAGACUAGCUGCCAGUAGAAGUCAUGGCUCUAGGCCGCGGUGCCGCGGGGUGAAAGUGACCCGUUCACUCACAUUUUUUUUAGUAAACAUCGGAGCAAAAAAGUAAUUUUUACAUGGCAUGCUUGAAGCACGAACCGUUUAAAAAGUGAUUUACCGAACACCAUGAAAAUCACACCAUUUACUGAAAAUGUGUGCCGCAUUGACUAUUCGAAGUUUCAAUGUUGUAUCUUUAUCACUUUCUGAGACAAUAUUGAUUUAAAGUUGGGAACGUUUUUUCUGGGCCACCCGGUAUAUACUCUGGAUUAUACAGUCAGAGAGACGAGACAUGGAGCACGGGGUGUGCGUCUCCAGCCUUGUGCGCAAUGGACGCUGGGUCGCGGCAGUAGUCAGAUCCGAGUGUGGUCCGUUGGAUCGCAGCUGCCAACUAGACUGCCUCUGGGCAGUGUGCGCUGCUUCUAUGCGUCCCCUGUCGCACGGAGAAGCAUGAAAUGCAGACGGGAUGCAGUUACUGUCCAGUCUUGAUCUAAGACACUCCCACGAGUACACGGAGCGGGCCUGGGGCCGCUCCGUGUACUCGUAUCUACAGUUGGUGAGAUGGUAUUCCGGAUAGUGGGCGCUGAGAGAGGUGAGGGAGCUCAGCUCAGUGUGGUCCGUGAGUGGGUGAGAGUGACGGACACACGCUCACGAUGCCUUUUUUGUUAAUAGUGCGUUCAGUGUUUAUGUCGCCACGGGAUAAUCACUUGUACCAUGAAGGUGUGUUUAUUAGGAGAAAAUGUCGUGCAACUUUGAUCUUAUUCCGGCAGUGAUGUGCAUUUGUGCAUGUCAUGUCAAUCGUUGAUCAGCACGGUAAAUGCCUAAAAAAUGCCCAUUAGUUGAAUGCAAUGCGUGAUUGUCUCCUUCCCUUUCGGCAAUUUUCAAAAACAGUUAUAUUCAAGUCGAAUCCGCAUUGUUUCAUAUUGCAAUUUUAAGAAUAGUAAAUGUCUUUUCUUUAGUGAUUUAGUUUCAUGCCGGCGGGUUUACAGAUGGUUAGUCAUUUUGUGAUAUGGCCGGUGAUUAGUGAUUGCGUUCUUCACCGGCUGUCCGGGUCUGCCGAUUGUAGUUUUAUUUAUGCCGAUAUAUGUGCUGGUCAGCUCCUAUGGUGCGACUCGCAGUACGCCAUAUAGGUCAGUGUUUCCCAUAGCUAAUGGAUUAGCAGGGGAAUCAGAGUGCCCGUCAGUAUAUCAGUUUGUGUGGGUGAUUUUAGUGUAUUUUUGUCGUGCUUGGUGUUAUUUCUCAGUCAUUGCGCUGUAGGUACUUGCAUUAUAAAGCGUUGAUUCAGAUGUUUAAAUAAAUAUAGAAUCGUGCCUUUUCA